CAGCUAUAAAAAGAAAAAGGCUAGUGUCUCUGUGUCUCUGUCUGUGUUAGUGACUUUGUGUCUAUAUCAUCUAUAUAUGUCAUUCUAUGUGGAGCCUACAAACAAACCCAUACCUCUCCAGAUCCAUUCUAUUGACCCAAUUCCCUACUUCAACAGCGGCUUCUGUUCUGUUGUGUUCCUUACACUCAGAUACCAUUUUCCCCCACUUUCUCUCAUUGACAUUGAAACCAAAAGUAUUUAUUCACUUCUUGCAUAAAUAGAGAGAAAGUUAAAAAAUCUUUCUUGAGAGGGAAAGACUGUCUUUUUAGUUAGACAAAGAAGACUUACAUAUCUUUUAAAAGGGUCUUCUUGUUGGGUGAGCUAAUUAUAAUACUUAUUAUUACUUUUGAUUUUUUUUUUUCACUGGAAUGGUAAGCAAAUCUUUGCAAUGGGUUUUUAACAAAGGAAUAUAUAUUUUUUUAAGACUCUGUAUGAUCUUUUUUUGAAAAUGGGUCACUAUCAUCAAGACAAAAUCUAACUCUAAAUAGUAGUAAAACACAGUUACUUUCAAGUCACAGUGCUAAUACUGGUUAUGCUCUAUUUCUCUAUCUCUCAUUGGUAACACUUUCUCUUUCUUAUGUGAUUGAAUAAUCAUUUGUCUUCUUUAUUUUUAUUUGCUUGUGGUAAUUAUGUAUGUCAAGUUAGUGUCUCCUUUUUUGCAGGUUGGUUCAGUUCAUUGUACUGAUAACAAACAACACUCGAGAGAUUAUCCGGGUUCCUCGAAAUUUGAAUUUUUUUGGUUUAUCAUUCAGUCGUUUUUAAACUGGGUCUAUUGGUUCUAAGGCUAAAGUUCAAUUUUCCGAACCAAAUUCAAGAUUCGAAGCCAAGUAAAGAUGGCUUUUCUUACUUAAAGCCAAUGCAUGUUAUUUGAUUCCCUCAGAACAGGGAGUUCUUGUAACUAUGGAUCUCCGAGAAGAUAGCUCCAGGUUUGGCUCAGUAACAAUUUCAACUUUAAGGAAUAUGUCAUCAUCAUCUUCAGCAUUUUUUUCAGCAAACCAGUCACCUUUCUUCUCUCCAAGAUCACCAACCUGUCAAAUCUCUGAAUCAACAAGGUCGGAUGCUCAAUGUGAUAGUAUUCAUUUAAGUGGUGAGCACCUUACUUCCAGUUCAGGAAAUCCAUUACUUACAUCUCCUGCAAAUGUCAGAGAUGCCGUGUCAGACAUGUCAAGGGACCCAGUUGCCGAAAUUGGAACAGAUUUUCAGAAGCUUGAUCGAAUAUUUUCCUCAACUGGCAUUUCUAAUAGCUCUCCAUAUAGUUACAACAAUUUGCAUGACAUUGGUUAUUCUGGGUUCAGAGAGAAGCAAAGAAAGCAUGAGAGAAGCCAGGGAACAUUAUAUACUCCAGUUUCAAUCUCCCUACCCUCUUACAGACUGAGGAGCUGUGACGUCUUCAUAGGAUUGCAUGGUCGAAAACCUUCUUUGCUGAGGUUUGCUAAUUGGAUUCGUGCUGAAUUGGAGGUUCAAGGGAUAAGUUGUUUUAUAUCUGACAGAGCUCGAUGUAGGAACUCGCGGAAACAUGGUUUAGUAGAGAGGGCAAUGGACGUUUCUUCUUUUGGCAUUGUAAUCCUAACAAAGAAGUCCUUUAGGAACCCGUACACUAUUGAGGAAUUGCGAUUUUUCACAAGCAAAAAGAAUUUGGUCCCGUUAUUCUUUGAUUUGAGUCCAGAUGAUUGCCUGGUCAGGGACAUAGUUGAGAAUAGGGGAGAGUUAUGGGAGAAACAUGGAGGUGAACUAUGGCUUUUGUAUGGUGGGUUAGAGAAUGAGUGGAAGGAAGCUGUUAACAGCCUUUCUCGGGUAGAUGAGUGGAAACUUGAAGCUCAGGAGGGUAACUGGAGAGAUUGCAUUCUGAGGGCUGUCACACUUCUGGCAAUGAGAUUGGGAAGGAGAAGUGUUGUAGAACGGAUGACCAAGUGGAAAGAGAAGGUGGAUAAAGAUGAGUUCCCUUUCCCCCGAAAUGAGAACUUCAUUGGCAGGAAGAAAGAAUUGUCUGAACUAGAGUUUAUACUUUUUGGUGAUGUCAGUGGAGAUUCAGAAAGAGAUUAUUUUGAACUUAAGACUAAACCCAGGAGAAAGAAUUUGACAAUUGGAUGGAGUAAGAGCAGUUCAAUGGAGGAAAAACGAAGGGAUUGGAAAUGGGAGAACAGGGCCAAGAAGGGUAAAGAACCAGUUGUAUGGAAGGAGUCUGAAAAGGAGAUUGAGAUGCAAAGCACUGAAAUUCCUCACAGGCAACACCACGCAAGAACUAAAGGUGCUAGACGUUAUGCAAAGAGGAAAAGAUCAACAAAGAUUGUGUACGGGAAGGGGGUUGCCUGUGUGUCAGGGGAGUCAGGAAUUGGAAAGACAGAGCUUCUCCUAGAAUUUGCCUAUAGAUAUCACCAGAGGUACAAGAUGGUCCUGUGGAUUGGAGGAGAAAGCAGGUAUAUUAGGCAUAAUUAUCUGAAUCUCUGGUCAUUCUUAGAAGUUGAUGUGGGGGUUCAGAAUUGUCCAGGGAAAAGCAGAAUAAGAAAUUUUGAGGAGCAGGAAGAGGAAGCCAUUUCUAGAGUUCGCAAAGAGCUCAUGAGAAACAUACCAUUUCUGGUGGUGAUUGAUAACUUGGAGAGUGAAAAGGAUUGGUGGGAUCACAAACUUGUAAUGGAUCUCCUUCCCCGUUUUGGCGGAGAGACCCAUAUUAUAAUUUCUACACGGCUCCCUCGUGUCAUGAAUCUGGAACCUUUGAAACUUUCUUACUUGUCUGGGGUGGAGGCAACAUGUAUAAUGCAAGGAAGUGGGAAAGACUACUCAAUUGCAGAAAUUGAGGCCCUCAGGGUUAUUGAGGAGAAACUAGGAAGGUUAACUUUAGGCCUCGCAAUAGUAGGAGCAAUUUUAUCCGAGCUCCCUAUAAAUCCAAGCAGGCUAUUGGACACCAUAAAUAGAAUGCCAUUGAGAGAAAUCUCAUGGAGUGGUAGGGAAGCUAAUUCAUUGACCAAAAACAGUUUCAUCUUGCAACUCUUUGAGGUAUGUUUCUCAAUAUUUGAUCAUGCUGAUGGACCAAGGAGCUUGGCGACCAGGAUGGUCCAGGCCAGUGGUUGGUUUGCACCAGCUGCUAUUCCUGUUUCUCUAUUAGCCCUAGCUGCAAACAAGAUACCGCAGAAACAUAGGGGAACUCAGCUAUGGAGAAAGUUAUUGCGUUCCCUGAGCUGUGGCCUUUCUUCAUCAUACACCAAAAGAUCAGAAGCAGAAGCAUCUUCCAUGUUGUUGAGAUUUAAUAUUGCAAAAAGUAGUACAAAGCAAGGCUAUGUCCAUGUUAAUGAACUUGUUAAAAUUUACAUGCGCAAAAGAGGAACUGCAAUUGUUGCGCAGGCCAUGGUUCAAGCUGUCAUCAGUCGUGGUUCUAUAUCUCACCAUUCAGAACAUAUAUGGGCGGCAUUAUUCUUGCUUUUCGGAUUUAGUAAUGACCCCAAGGCUGUCGAGCUGAAGGUGUCGGAACUAUUGUACCUUGUUAGAGAAAUGGUUUUGCCUCUUGCAAUACGGACAUUCAUUUCAUUCUCUCGAUGCAAUGCUGCCUUGGAGCUCCUGCGUCUAUGCACUAAUGCUUUGGAAGCAGCGGACCAAGCAUUUGUUACCCCAGUUGAGAAGUGGUUAGACAAAUCACUAUGUUGGAGGCCAAUCCAGACUAAUGCUCAGCUGAAUCCAUAUCUUUGGCAGGAGCUAGCACUUUCAAGAGCAACUGUUCUGGAAACUAGAGCAAAGCUCAUGUUAAGAGGGGGACAGUUUGACAUUGGGGAUGAUUUGAUAAGGAAGGUUAUUUUUAUUAGAACUUCAAUAUGCGGUGAUGAUCAUCCAGAAACCGUGUCUGCUCGUGAAACUUUAAGCAAACUCACCAGGCUUCUUGCCAAUGUUCAAAUUUACACUUCACCAUAGAACUAUAUUUUUUGUAAGCAAAAGUUACUUUAGAAUUAUACAAAAUUCUCAAAUAAAACUGCUGUAAACAUUUCAGAGGAAAUUUUUUUAAAUACCAUUUUAAAAUCUGAA
This is a messenger RNA of Ricinus communis (castor bean), 4050 nucleotides long. RefSeq lists its product as uncharacterized. Gene Ontology annotation, biological process: signal transduction; recombinational repair. The record is from RefSeq and is a predicted model, not a curated record. The transcript is spliced from 2 exons. Bases 940 to 3939 code for a protein of 999 amino acids. NCBI's taxonomy places the organism in Eukaryota, Viridiplantae, Streptophyta, Magnoliopsida, Malpighiales, Euphorbiaceae. Gene Ontology annotation, molecular function: ATP hydrolysis activity.